UACAUGUAGUGUGGUACUGGCAAACUGCUGCACAGCACAGAAGGGUUUCGCCGUCAUUGCGCUAGUCUUGCACGUUACAUCCAGUUUAGGUGUACUCCGUUUAUUGUUCGUGUAUCAAGUUAAUCAUCCAGACUUGCAUUCCAGUCUACAGUGUCUUUGUCUACAUGAUAACAGCUUCAGUCACCAGUGAAGUUGUACACCAGUGACUAAACAGCCUGCUGAAUCAUGGAUGACAAGACUGCAGUUCCCGAUCAAGCCAACGGCCAGGAGUCCAGCCCGACCUCGGAUCAAGUCACUGAUCCACCAGUUGAAGUAUCCACAGAGAUGGAGACAAAUGCAACCGGAAGGCUUACCGUGGUUUACCCAACUCCGGCUCAUGUUUGUAGCCCCAUUUUGCAAUCAGCCCUGGCCCAGGACUCUGAUGCGCCGGCUGGUGCAAUCGCAAAGACAGAGGAAGACUUAUCCACAAGCCUCUCCCAUGCUCACCCAGUUCCCGUUCAAGUCUGCGGCCCAAUCUCGACCCAGGCCCAAGGCAAAGUUGUUGUUCUUCCGACCAGAGUGACCAGAUCGACAGACUCCUUGACCAGCUCUACCGGCGGCUCUGCUGCUAACCCAGGCCUGGACCCUUGUUCUAGUGGCUCUGGCCUAUCCACUGCCCCCAAGUUUGACUACUAUUCACUUGAUGGCAUUAAAGAGGAGGAGUUUGACACCAUGGAAGAUGAAGUCUACUUUGAGGAAGAAGUUGUAACCGACGAGAACAGCGACGCCCCAUUAGAUGAUGAGAGCGACUUCUCUCCCAUACCAUCAGAUGAGGAAUCCUUUUCCGAUUCUUCCUCCGAUGAAGAGCCGUCCCCGGCCAAGAGGGUCUGCAAGCAACCUUCAAACAUGGAGCAAGGGUCAGCAGGUGAUUGGUUGGUUGACUGGUCGCAGCAGCCACAGGGCACUCCUAAUAUGCAAGGUACUUCUAACACGCCUCAGAAGCACUCCACAGAUCGACAUGGAUGGACCAGAUCUCUCAAGGAUGUACCUGUGCACGAAUUUCAAGGCAGACAACCAUACGGUCCGACCAUUGAACGACCAGGGGACGACAAUCCUCUGGCUUAUUUCUUGAGCUUCUUUCCGAUGACUCUGUUCUCCAAGAUGGCCCGGUACACCAACAUUGUUGGCGAGCACCAUGCCAGCUUCAAGCCGACUACACAGGCAGAAAUCAAAGCCUGGAUCGGAAUUCGCAUGAUUCAGGGGGUACACACAAACGUCAACAAUGAAGAUGACUGGUCGACCCAUCCUGGACUCCGUAACCAAAUGGUGGCUUCAACAAUGACCCGGGGGAGAUUCAACCUCAUCGCCGAGCACCUGACCUGCACCAAUCCCGGCAAAAUGACCAAGAAAGCAGACGGCAAGAGAGACAGUGACCCGUUAGCCCCUGUGAAGCUCAUCUGGAACACAGUCAAUGAUGCCUGCAAAGCCAACUACAACCCAAGGAGGGAGCUCUGCCUGGAUGAGGUCUCCUUGAAGGCCAACACCAGGAGGGAAUUCUUCCCUCAACUUCGGGUCGAUGUUGGCACAGAUAUCUACGCAGUAUGCGAAGCAAGCUCAGGCUACCUCCUCCACAUGCUGCUUCACUCAGAGGUUGGUCGGAAGAGGCACAAGCUCCCUCUCCAGAUGAUGCAGCCGUUUCUCGGCCGGUACCAUCAGCUGUACUGUGGGACGCAGUACACGUCCACCAUGCUUGCCAAAGACCUGCUGGUGAAUCAGACAUACCUGUGCGGUGCUGUGGCCCUCUCGUCCAAGGGUUUACCAGAUGACGUCAACAACAGACAGAGAAGCGCCAUCGGCAAGGACCGUCUGAUGGAAACGAUGCUGCUUUCUCCCCGAGGGACCAGCGUGGCAUGGCAGCAGGGGCAGAUGACGCUGGUUCUUUGGCGCGACGUCAAGGUGAUGUCGCUGCUCUCCACCUGCCACCAGGGGUACCGCAACCAGCUGACAGACUUCUUCACCAGAACCAUCCGGGAGACCGGAGCCAAGACGCCCACCAAAGCGAACAUCCCAGCACCCGCCCAGGCUGUCAACUACAUGAAGUUCAAGAGUGGGGUGGAGCACUCCAACCAUCUCCGCUCCUACCACUCCUGCAACCGCAAGUACAAGGCCUGGAAGCGGAUCUUCUUCUUCCUCAUUGACAUUGCUCGCGUGAACGCCUGGAUUUGCUACAAAAUCAACACCGAGGGCAAGCAGCUCAACCAUCGCAUGUUCACCGUCAACAUCGCCACGGCUCUCAUCGCGGGUUUCGCCGAGGGCACCCCGGUGUACCAGUCCACCAACGCCGCUCCGGUUCCUGCCAUCAAUGGGCCCAACCAUGUGUGCACCAGGAUGAAAGUUCUCUACCCCAAGAUGUGCAUGCAGUGUCGCAGGGCAGGGAGGAAGACCAAGAAGGGGAAGCCAGUACAAACGCGCACAGGAUGUUCCAGCUGUAAUGUUCAUCUGUGCCGGGGCCAGUGCUUUUUGGAAUUCCAUUCUGUUACUUAAUAAUAGGACACAAGCGUACAUCUAUCUACUUUCCAAGGCAAAAGUUGUCCCUGAAGAAUUACAAACUGUAGCCAUGUUUUAUUCAUCACUGUGGUCUGAUGUGCCUACAAACUUUCUUCACAAAAAUGUGUCAGGUUAAUUAUUUUCCAAAAGUGACAGACUGCUCGAGAUCUUUUUGUCAAAAAGACUUGUACGAGUUCUGAACUCCCAAGUUCUGUGAUUUCCUUUGGCUACCAACCUUUCAAUAAAUCCUCCAAAAGUCACCAAUGUGUACAAAUGGUGUAGGAAUUUGGAAAUGAACUGGUUAGUUUACAAGAGCAAAAAUUCCAAUGUCAAAUAAUUAUGGCUUGGAGGGUACAUGUUAUCUUCAUUUUCCAAAAUCCUCCAAAGCCUCCUGCUGGGUUUUGCAGGAACUGUGGAGUCUGAGUUUACAUGUACCUUCUACAAAUGCAGUACCUGUCUGGAAAACAGUUUGAGUCCAAGGCAGGAGUUGAAGUGAAUAUAUUUUAUAAUGAAAUGUUCACACUGUUAUGUUGUACUUGUUUAAUUACUUGCAUGUCAUUCUUUAAUCGCAGAUAGUCAUGAUAGUAGCUACAUGUAGG
This is a messenger RNA of Patiria miniata (bat star), 3125 nucleotides long. RefSeq names its product piggyBac transposable element-derived protein 5-like. The transcript has 2 exons. NCBI's taxonomy places the organism in Eukaryota, Metazoa, Echinodermata, Asteroidea, Valvatida, Asterinidae. The coding region runs from base 226 to 2523 and encodes 765 amino acids. The record is from RefSeq and is a predicted model, not a curated record.